This is a messenger RNA of Coregonus sp. 'balchen', 37086 nucleotides long. The record is from the annotation of a GenBank genome assembly. Lineage: Eukaryota; Metazoa; Chordata; Actinopteri; Salmoniformes; Salmonidae.
AUGUGUUGUCCGGUUGAUGUUUUGGUGGACACAGCUGGGGCAGAGAUGCAGUUCCGACUGGAUCACGAUUGCAGGUUAAGACCUGGACAGGAGGACAGUACCUGGCAUUUAGUGAUUUUAGGGGCAAUAUGCCAGGGCACCAAGGCCAUUAACCAAAAUAGCCAAUUAAAAACAGUAGAUAUUCUGUUAAGAAAAACAUUUGUAUGUAAAUGUACAUCAAUAAUUAUCCUACAUGUUAAAGUAUAGGUGAUAGACUAUGGUAUUGGCUACAGCCUCUCAUGUCCACACCGAUGCUGACAUGAGGGAGGCACCAGAAAAUGUAGCCAAACUUUAAUGAGACUUUUUAUUACAUAUCAAUUAAUAUUCAAGGCAAGUUUUUUUCAGAUAGGAGAGAAAGGCUAGUGCCUGUUGCGCACCGCCCCAUCACCCAGGAAAGGGGAGUGUACAUACUGUAAAUAAUACAUACAGUGGGGAGAACAAGUAUUUGAUACACUGCCGAUUUUGCAGGUUUUCCUACUUACAAAGCAUGUAGAGGUCUGUAAUUUUUAGCAUCUCAAGGUCCUGGAGUGGCCUAGCCAGUCUCCAGACCUGAACCCAAUAGAAAAUCUUUGGAGGGAGCUGAAAGUCCAUAUUGCCCAGCGACAGCCCCGAAACCUGAAGGAUCUGGAGAAGGUCUGUAUGGAGGAGUGGGCCAAAAUCCCUGCUGCAGUGUGUGCAAACCUGGUCAAGACCUACAGGAAACGUAUGAUCUCUGUAAUUGCAAACAAAGGUUUCUGUACCAAAUAUUAAGUUCUGCUUUUCUGAUGUAUCAAAUACUUAUGUCAUGCAAUAAAAUGCAAAUUCAUUACUUAAAAAUCAUACAAUGUGAUUUUCUGGAUUACAGACCUCUACAUGCUUUGUAAGUAGGAAAACCUGCAAAAUCGGCAGUGUAUCAAAUAAUUGUUCUCCCCACUGUAUGUAGGGGAGUGUACAUACUGUAAAUAAUAAAUAUGUAGGGAAGUGUAGGCUACAUACUGUAAAUAAAACAUACUUAGGUGAGUCCCCUAUGCAUAGAUCCAGGAGUUUUUCAACUUACCUGACCAAACGCUAAGGCCUUGUUAAAGACUAUCUUCAGGGCUAAGAUUUUUUCCUGGUUAGGUCACAUGGUCACGGAACUCUCCAGGACCUUUGAAAAACUCUAGGACCUAAACAUCGUUUUCAACUAGGGGUCAUGUGGGAAAACUCCUGAUCCUUAACCCCCCCUCCCCCCCACCACAAUGAGGAAAUACUGGAGAAUAACUAAAUGUUCCCCUCCCUACCCCACAUAUCACCCCCUCCUCCUCCGUCUCUUAUCCCCUCAUCCCUCCCGACCUCCCACCCUCCCCUUCCCUCCCUCCCUAUCUUCCACCAGGAUGAGGAGCGGAGGCGGCUGGAGGUGCAAGGUGUGAGGCCCAGGGGGGGUCUGGAUCUGACGGGCCUGCAGGCCCACGAGGCUCCCUGGGUCCAGGAGAGAACCCUACUGCAGCAGGAGGUCCGGUUGUUCAGACACAACACCAUCGUCUUCUACAUGAAGCUACGCUGGAUCCUCAUGCACUGGAGGCUGGGGAAGAGGCCAGAGACAGGGGAGGAGGCAGCUCACUCAGAGGUGAGACGACUGGCUUGAGGUAGAGGCUGAACCACGGGUAGUUUAGUCUGGAGGCUGGGGAGGAGGCCAGAGACAGGGGAGGAGGCAGCACACUCAGAGGUAGGGCCAUGCACAGACCUCUUUAUUUAUUUAUUUCAACAUUUACAGGCCUCUUUAUUUUUCUGCAACGACACACUCAUGACACACAAGCAAGUGCCAGUGACUGCUAGGCCUUUUAAGUUGAGACGACUUCGAGACGAUAAACUUCCGGAAAAGAGUGGCUAUCAGCUGAUAGCGAAUGAUGAUGUAAAUCUGCCAGCUGGUUAGAUAGUUAGCUAGUUAGAUAGUUAGCUAGUUAGAUAGUUAGCUAUACUGUCAAAACAAACAAGUUUUUACUUGAUUUUAGUUUGUUCUGCUGUUGAAAUCUGCCUCUUACUAACAGCCCCCUUCUCUAACCCUAACAGUGCUGUUUAAAUCUGCCUCUUGCUAACAACCCCUUUCUCUAACCCUAACAGUGCUGUUUAAAUCUGCCUCUUGCUAACAACCCCUUUCUCUAACCCUAACAGUGCUGUUGAAAUCUGCCUCUUGCUAACAACCCCUUUCUCUAACCCUAACAGUGAGAUGACAAACAUGACAGAUACAACUCAAAAGUAGCCAACUAGCUAGGCCUACCUACCAGUGUUCAAACUCUCCGCCCGCCACCCGUAGCCACACUGCAUGGAGCAGUCAGAUGAUGGGCCGGAGUGCAGGGAAUGGGGAAUUUACUGAGGUGCAAUUCGUUACAUUUCAAAUUAAAACAUUGAAAAGAGACUCAAAAUAAAUUAAAAAGUCAUUCAUAGGAGGGCAAAAAGAUAGAAGCUCCAGCACUGGAUGAGCCCUAUCUGUUGUCGUGACAUGACUUUCAUUAAUCUGAUGGAUGUUAUUUAUCAAAUCAACUAACUAUGUUUAAUUGUUACUCAAUUUAAAUGAGUCAUGUAACAAUUAACUCAUUAGGAUUUGGGGCACCACGGAAUAACUUGUUUAUAGAGCUACCAUCUCCCGAAUUAAACUCUAAAGGUCUUUACCUUUUCAAUAUGUAUAUAACAGUCAACCUAUUAAUUAUUACCUCUUAUCAGUCGUCAUUCUGAACGGUGGUAGACUUCUUGGAUCUGCACAAACCCCAGCUUUACUUAUUGAUUCAACACUACGCAAAUUGGUUUAAUUAUUUAUUUUCUAGCUAACUAAAUAAUAACACAGAAUAAAAUACAUACUUAAUACAUGAGAAAAAGUCCCUAGCGGACUAACAACAACAUGACUGCUUAGUUACCAAAAGAGGGCGGGGUAGAGAACGAGAGACACAACACUUAUCGUACAUUUGGAAACUACGUUCACAGUAAUCCUUUACUUUGCACACGAACCACCGCCCGUUUGGAGUAAGAAAUCAUGAAUGUAUUUAAGUGUUUGAAUGCCUUCAUUCGCCGUUCAUCUCUGUCGGACCAAGCCUUCAUGAAAAGGGUUUGGCUGGUUCUCCGGUGGGUCACUUGUAAGGCUCUGAUUGUCCACAAGAGGUCACAAUGUCCUUCUUCUUCUUAGUUGUCCUGGUGUGUAGUGGAGUCUCUCCAGAACAGUUACUUAGCUGUCCCAGUGAUUGUCUGAGAGGGGAGCUUUCUUCUCCUCCUCGUGUGGUCAGUCAGAGUUUGAACCAGCUGCAGCCUGGCGAUGUUCGGUUCUAGUCUGAGAGCUGGUCUUCUUCACCUCGUGUUGAGGUUCAACGUUCCAACCAUUUUCAGACGUGUAGCGACCGCUCCACAUCUUUCUGGUCUACUGUUAAUUUCGUUACCAAGGCUUUUUAUGCACUCUGGUUAAAAGGGCGUUCCGUCAUGCUGACAUGCUCUCUGAGCUCACGCGGGGCGUGGCUACUUACUUGUGCAAAGUUUAUAUGAAAAACAAUUAUCUCAUUAGAAAACUAAAAUCACAUUCCUAUCUUAACAAAGAUACUUUCCUCAUUUUUCAUAUUAUAUACACAACGUAUUGGAUGGAAAACUUGACAGAUAAAGGAGAUAUUUUUUUCCAAGUUACAGUAUUUUCUUGAUACCAUUCUUAAUGACAUCACGAAAGAAUAAACAAUAUGACAUGAUUGUUCUUUAGGUCCCAACAUUCUGAUGUUAGAAAUAUUGUUCCAGUGUUUACUUUUUGGACGUUACGGUUUUGGCGGCAAAAGUAUUCUGGAGACAAAGGGACAUUCCAAUCACCAAUACUGGAGGGGUACAAAGAGAUUCCCAUCCUGCCUAAUUUACGACCGGGUGUGAGGUGUCAAAACCGGCCCAGUCCCCCCCCCCCCUAUUCUGUGGGUGAGACAGGGUCUGAAUAUUGUCCGCCAUUGCCAAGCUGAUCUGAGCCCUUGGAUCCUCACACUGGGCAGUCAUCGCACUGUUCACGUGCCCGCUCAGGAGUUCCAGCACUGGCUGAGCCCUAUCUGUCACGUGCCUGCUCAGAGGUGAGACCUUUUGGCUUGAGAUACUUAGCCAACCCUUCUCCUACAAUCCUAACCAUCACCGUGAAAACAUUUCUGACAGUGGUUCGGGAACAGUUUCUCCAGAGGCACUCCACACAGACUCUCAACCAUCCAAUCAAUCAAACAAACAAACCAUGAGUCAGUCAAUCACUUAGGAGAGUAUGAUUGAUCUGAGUACAUUUGGUUAGAGCAGGAAGACCAAUCAGUGAAUAACAGGGCUGGAGCAAAAGCCUGCAUUCCCAGUAGUUCUCCAGAAGGAGGGUUGACAUCUAGCUCAAAAUCACUCAAUCGAUAAUCAGUGCAGGAUUGAGUCGUUUGAUUGGUCAACUGAGUGAUUGAUUGACUGACUCAGUUAGUUGGUUGGUUUAAUUCAUUUACUGCUCCUCUUCUAACCUUGUUAUCCCUUAUCUUGUCUGUCCCAGUAUGAGAAGUUGGAAGGUAUUCCGGAGCUGGGGGUGAUCUUGGCGCAUGGAGAGGGAGAGACGGAGAGAGAGGACAGGGACAGGUCGUGUACCCAGCUACCCCAGAGAGACAGCCCCGACCCCGACCCCGACCCCACAACCCAACUCCCCUCCCCUGAUCGCCUGCAGCACCAGAGACAGGUAGGGUGCCAUGGAUUUCUCUCUGUUGCUACACUCAAAAAACCUGAAUUAAAGAGCACUUUAGAUGAGUACAAGGUCGGUUCAAGUACAGUGGAGUUCAACGAUCCCUAUCCAAAUAAUACUAUUUACUGGCUCUGCAUACAGUAUCUGCAUGUUGCCAUCCCAGCUACUGGGGCGGCAGGUAGCUUAGUGGUUAAGAGUGUUGUGCCAGUAACCGAAAGGUCGCUGGUUCUAAUCCCAGAGCCGACUAGGUGAAAAAUCUGUCGAUGUGCCCUUGAGCAAGGCACUUAACCCUAAUUGCUCCUGUAAGUCGCUCUAGAUAAGAGCGUCUGCUAAAUGACAAAAAAAAAAUGUUUAACAUAAAAAAAUAAAAAAUAUGUUGGCCAGUGAACAGACAUUCGUCCUUUGCAGGAGGCAGUUUCUCUCACUGAGUAGAAACUUGAUUCCAGUUCCUGUUAUUGUGAAUAGCUAUAGUCACCAGUUGUAUUAGAAUACGACUUCAGCAUGAAUCAUUAGUGAAAUACAGAGGCAAAAUAGUACCUCUUUCAUAUGGCUAACAUGUUAUUUCCUCAGGAUAGAUAUCAACCAGCUUCAUGAUUUCUCUCAGUGUGUUGGAAGUAGAGUAUACAGUAGAAUACAGUUAAUUUGAAUUACUAUCAUUCAUAAUUAAGAUACAUGCAUUCUACUUGUUAGCUGAACUGUGAAGAAGGAACAAUGUAUCACAGUCAAAGAGAAAAUAGUCUAUCACUCAGCAGGCGUAGUGUGUGGGGGGGUGUAUGUCAUGUUUUAUUAACAGGAUCUAAAGUGCUCUCUGCUGUCUACUGUUGUGAUUUCUUCAACUUGACAGAAAUGGUUUGUACACUGAUCUGAAAAUGGAGCUGCUUUAAACCCCCAAACCAUUAUUCACAAACAGUUCCCAAAGCAGGCCAUGUUAGCAUUUACCACCAGGAUGAAAACAUCAAACUCUGUUUAGUAAAAGCGUGUAAAGAGUGUUAAGAAGGAAGUCUGUAAAGAAUAAAAAAUAUUCCAAAACAUGCACAUCCUGUUUGCAACAAAGAACUGAAGUAAUACUGCAAAAACAAAUUGGCAAAGCAAUGAACUUUUUGUCCUGAAUACAAAGUGUUAUGUUUGGGGCAAAUCCAAUGCAACACAUUACUGUAUACCUCUCUCCAUAUUUUCAAGCAUAGUGGUGGCUGCAUCAUGUUAUGGGUACGCUUGUCAUCGUUAAGGACUGUGGAGUUUUUUUAAGAUAAAAAAAGAAACUGAAUGGAGCUAAGCACAGGCAAAAUCCUAGAGGAAAACCUGGUUCAGUCUGCUUUCCACCAGACACUGGGAAAUGAAUUAACCUUUCAGCCUUUUAGCAGGGCAAUAACCUAAAACACAAGGCCAAAUCUACACUGGAGUUGCUUACCAAGAAGACAGUGAAUGUUCCUGAGUGGCCGAGUUACAGUUUUGACUUAAAUCUACCUUAGAAUCUAUGUUAAGACCUGAAAAUGGUUGUUUAGCAAUGAUCACAACCAAUUUGAGCUUGGAAGAAUUUCGAAAAUAAUAAUGGGCAAAUAUUGUACCGUCCAGGUGUGGAAAGCUCUUAGAGACUCACCCAGAAAGACUCACAACUGUAAACGCUGCCAAAGGUGCUUCUACAACGUAUUGACUCAGGGGUGUGAAUACUUACGUAAGUGAGAUAUUUUCUGUAUUUCAUUUUUCAAUAAAUGUGCUAACAUUUCUAAAAACAUGUUUUUCACUUUUGUCAUUAUGGGGUUAUUGUGUGUAGAUGGAUGAGAAAAAAUAUAAAUGUAAUCCAUUUUGAAUCCAGGCUGUAGCACAACAAAAGGUGGAAUAAGUCCAGGGGUAUGAAUACUUUCUGAAGGCGCUGUAUGUCGCCUUUAGAAAUAAGGUUAAUGAAGUCAAUACCUUGCUAACAUCGGAUAAUGUUCAUACACUUUUAACUCACUUAGAUCAUUCAUUUGAUGUAACAGCAGUAGCAGUACAAGGAUAUAACAACUACAGAAUCAAAUCAAAUCACAUUUUAUUGGCCACAUGCGCCGAAAUACAACAGGUGCAGACAUUACAGUGAAAUGCUUACUUACAGCCCUUAACCAACAGUGCAUUUAUUUUUUAUAAAAAUAAAACAACAACAAAAAAGUGUUGAGAAAAAAAAAGAGCAGAAGUUAAAUAAAAUAACAGUAGGGAGGCUUUAUAUACAGGGGGGGGGGGGGGGGGGGGUGCAGAAAAGACAGGGGGGAGGUGCUGCUGCGGUAAACGUUCAGAGCCAUAUUCCUGUAAAGCUUAGAGAGGAUCUCAUGUCUAAUGCUGUUGAAGUGUUGUGGUUGCAAGUUCGCCUGCUUCGUCUAAAGCCUCUUUAUGUGGGGUGCUGCUGUAGGCCACCAAGUGCUAACAGUCCAGCACUUGGAUAAUAUGUGUUUAAUCCUUUGAUAGUGUGUGUGAUAUUAACAGAGAGGUCUAUUUUCUGAAGAGGAAGCUUCUAACUGUAGGCUUAGGCCUGUAAUAUGACCCAGGUUAUCACUCACUCAACUCAACCAACUAGAGUGCAUAUCAAUAGUGUUGGAUCUGUGACAUCCACUUGUAUUGAUCAUAUAUUCACUAAUGCUGCAGGGCUUUGCUCCAAAUCAAUAUCAGUUCCCAUAACAUUGUGGCAAUAACAAGGAAAGCCAAAGAGCCAAAGGUUGGGCCUACUGUAGUUUAUAAGAGAUCAAACAAAAUGUUUUCAAAGGACUCUUUUGUUGAAGAUGUAAAAAAUGUAUGUUGGUCUGAUGUGUAUGAGGAAGUUAAUCCAGAUGCAGCACUGGAGGUAUUUGUAAAAGUACUCAUGCCAAUUGUUGACAACCCCAUGCACCUGUUAGAAAUCAACUGUGAGAAUUGAUAGAGCCCUCUGGAUUGAUGAUGAAUUAUACAGGAGGUGGACAGGCUGCUCAGUUCAUUGGUUGACAGACUGUAAAUUGAGACAUUUUUUGACUAAACUUAACAAAAAGAAGAAGAAAUUAUAUUACCAAACCAAGAUAAAUGACAUAAAACACAAUGGAAAAAGACUUUGGAAUACCUUAAAUGAUAUCAUGGACAGAAAACCCAAUUAAUCUCCAUUGUUCAUUGGAGUUGAUGGGUCAUUUAUAAUAAAACACUUUCGAUAUUGCCAAUAAUUUCAAUGGCUAAUUCAUAAGUAAAGUGGAAAAACUCAAGUGAAAUGACAACAUUGAACAGUGAACCAUAAUAUUUUUGUAUAAAAUAUAUAAUAAUGAAAGAGAAGGAUUGCUGUUUUGAAUUUGGUCAAGUAAGUGUUGGAGAGGUGGAAAACUAGUGUUAUCCAUCAAUAAUGAUAAGCCACCAGGUACAGACAACCUAGAUGGGAAACUAUCUAGAAUGGUAGCAGACUGUAUUGCCACCCCUAUUUGCUAUAUCUUUAACCGAAGCCUAAAGGAGGGGGUGUGUCCACAUGAAGCUAAAGUAAUUCCACUGCCUAAAAAUAGUAAAGCACUCUUUGCUGGAUCUAACCGCCACCCAAUCAGUUUGCAGCCUGUUCUUAGUAAACUGAUGGAGAGAAUUGUGUUUGACCAAAUACAAUGCUAUUUUUCAGAGAACAAGUUAACUACUGACUCUCAGCAUGCAUUUAGAGAAGGGCACUCAACUUGCACUGCACUGACUCAGAUGACAGAUGAUUGGUUAAAAUAUAUGGAUAAUAAGAUGAUAGUUGGAGCUGUAUUGUUAGAAUUCAGUGCAGCCUUUGAUGUUAUUUAUUAUCAUAAAUUGUUAUUGAAGAAAGCUCACUUGCUAUGGCUUUACAUCACCUGCCAUCACAUGGUUGGAGAGUUAUUUAUCCAAUAGAACCCAGAGAGUGUUCUUCAAUGGAAGCGUACUCUAACAUCCGAUAUGUACAGUGCGGUGUCCCUCAGGGCAGUUGCCUUGGGCCGUUACUCUUCUCUAUUCUUACAAAUUAUUUUCCACUGGUCUUACAUGAAGCUAGAAUGACUAUGCUGAUGAAUCCACACUCUACAUGUCAGCACCCAAAGCCACUGAGCUCACAGAAAUUCUAAAUAAGGAGUUACAGUCAGUAUCAGAAUGGGGGAUUAAUAAUAAACUGGUCUUUAAAUACUUCAAAAAAACAAAAUAAUUGUAUUUGGUUCAAAACAUUAUCUUAGACCUAAACCUCUACAGGAGUUGUGUAUAAAGGGUGUGACCAAUGUUGAAGAAGCUGAACUCCUAGGAGUAACAUUGGAUGGUCAGUUAUCAUGGUCAAGUCAUAAUGACAAAGUUGUUGUGAAGAUGGGGAGAGGUAUGUCUGUUAAAAAAAAUCAACUGUACUAGUUGUUCACUCUCUGGUCUUGUCCCAUCUUGAUUACUGUCAGGUAAUAUGGUCAGGUGCAGCAAUGAAAGACCUAGAAAAGCUGCAACUGGCUCAGAUCAGAGCAGCACGCCUUGCCCUUAACUGCACAGAACGAACUAUCAAAAACAUGCAUGCCAGUCUUUCCUGGUUGAGGGUUGACGAGAGAUUAACUGCUUCUCUUCUAGUUUUAAUUAGAAAUAUUACUGUGAUGAAAAUUCCAGAUCCGCAUAAUCAAAUAACAUUCCAUACAUACCCCAAAAGACACACCACCAGGGGUCUCUUCACAGUCCCCAGGUCCAAAACUAAUUCACGGCAACACACAGUAUUAUACAGAGCCAUGAUCGCAUGGAACUCCCUUCCAUCUCCAAUUACUCAAGCAAACAGCAAAAUGACCUUUAAAAAAAGAUUAAACAACAUCUCAUGGAACGGCGGGACUGUGAGGGGAUACAGACACACGCACACAGAGACACACUCUAACACACACGUUAUUUUGUUGUGUUUUGGUAUUGUUUGUAUAUGGUUGUAUUUUACAUUAGUGUGACUGCCCUUGUCUAUCAGUGUCUCAGUGUUUUGUUACUUGUCAUGUUUGGUGUUUUUUGUGGACCCCAUGAAGAGUAGCUGCUGCUUCUGCAAAAGCUAAUGGGGAUCCCAAUAAACAAAUAAAUAAACAAAUAAAUAAACAAAUAAAUAAAUAAACAAAUAAACUACAGCAGAGCAGCAGAGCCCAGUGAUAACCACAUAUAAACUACAGCAGAGCAGCAGAGCCCAGUGAUAACCUACAUAUAAACUACAGCAGGGCAGCAGAGCCCAGUGAUAACCUACAUAUAAACUACAGCAGGGCAGCAGAGCCUAGUGAUAACCACAUAUAAACUACAGCAGAGCAGCAGAGCCCAGUGAUAACCACAUAUAAACUACAGCAGGGCAGCAGAGCCCAGUGAUAACCUACAUAUAAACUACAGCAGGGCAGCAGAGCCCAGUGAUAACCUACAUAUAAACUACAGCAGAGCAGCAGAGCCCAGUGAUAACCUACAUAUAUACUACAGCAGAGCAGCAGAGCCCAGUGAUAACCUACAUAUAAACUACAGCAGAGCAGCAGAGCAGCAGAGCCCAGUGAUAACCUACAUAUAAACUACAGCAGAGCAGCAGAGCCCAGUGAUAACCUACAUAUAAACUACAGCAGAGCAGCAGAGCCCAGUGAUAACCUACAUAUAAACUACAGCAGAGCAGCAGAGCCCAGUGAUAACCUACAUAUAACUACAGCAGAGCAGCAGAGCCCAGUGAUAACCUACAUAUAAACUACAGCAGGGCAGCAGAGCCCAGUGAUAACCUACAUAUAAACUACAGCAGAGCAGCAGAGCCCAGUGAUAACCUACAUAUAAACUACAGCAGAGCAGCAGAGCAGCAGAGCCCAGUGAUAACCUACAUAUAAACUACAGCAGAGCAGCAGAGCCCAGUGAUAACCUACAUAUAAACUACAGCAGAGCAGCAGAGCCCAGUGAUAACCUACAUAUAAACUACAGCAGAGCAGCAGAGCAGCAGAGCCCAGUGAUAACCUACAUAUAAACUACAGCAGAGCAGCAGAGCCCAGUGAUAACCUGCAUAUACACUACAGCAGAGCAGCAGAGCCCAGUGAUAACCUGCAUAUACACUACAGCAGAGCAGCAGAGCCCAGUGAUAACCUACAUAUAAACUACAGCAGGGCAGCAGAGCCCAGUGAUAACCUACAUAUAAACUACAGCAGAGCAGCAGAGCCCAGUGAUAACCUACAUAUAAACUACAGCAGAGCAGCAGAGCAGCAGAGCAGCAGAGCCCAGUGAUAACCUACAUAUAAACUACAGCAGAGCAGCAGAGCCCAGUGAUAACCUACAUAUAAACUACAGCAGAGCAGCAGAGCCCAGUGAUAACCUACAUAUAAACUACAGCAGAGCAGCAGAGCCCAGUGAUAACCACAUAUAAACUACAGCAGAGCAGCAGAGCCCAGUGAUAACCUACAUAUAAACUACAGCAGAGCAGCAGAGCCCAGUGAUAACCUACAUAUAAACUACAGCAGAGCAGCAGAGCAGCAGAGCCCAGUGAUAACCUACAUAUAAACUACAGCAGAGCAGCAGAGCCCAGUGAUAACCUACAUAUAAACUACAGCAGAGCAGCAGAGCCCAGUGAUAACCUACAUAUAAACUACAGCAGAGCAGCAGAGCCCAGUGAUAACCUGCAUUAGUAUGUGUAGAUCAACUUGGAAAUUAAAAGCAUGGCUUGUGUUUUGAAACAGUUGACAUUAUUAGGUAAAUGGAAAGGACCCAAUGAUAUCUUGAAUAAAUGCAUGAUCCAGUUUCAUUCUCUCUCUUUCACCUCCUCACCUUGCUACCUCUCCCUCACCUCACCUCCCCUCCCCCUCCUCACCCGUUUCCUCUCCCCUCCCUCUCCUCCUCCUCCCCUCUCGCCUCCCCUACUUCCUCCCCCGCUCCUCCUCUCUCCAGGUGGGUGAGAACCGCAGGGUGCUCCACGCGCUGCGCUCCCUGUUAGAGGAGUUCAGGGAGGAGUUGAGGGAGGAGGAGAGCAGGAGGUGCCAGCUGCAGCAAAACUACGCCAACGACAAGGCAUCCUGGGAGGUCAAAUGGGCCAAAAUGAAGUGUCACGUCGCUCAGGUAACUCUAAUCCAGGCACACACACACACACACACACACAGAGAGAGAGCUACGCCAACGACAAGGCAUCCUGGAAGGUCAAAUGGGCAGAGAUGAAGUGUCACGUUGCUCAAAGUAACUUACUCAAGAUGUCUGCCUUAAAGAGACAGCAGCACUGGGACUUAAUUACUACUCACAGUAAGUAUAUUGAUACAAAUAAUGAGUUCAUGUAGGCCUGAAGGUACUCUUGGCUCCUGAGAAGUGAAAGGGCGGUGAUGAAGUGUGAUGUUGCUCAGGUACACAGAUGGUGCUGUCUGCAGUUAAAGGGCCCAAACAUGUGUCAUACCUUCCUCUUGUCCUUGAGGUUAUCAAUUAUCAAACACAGUCACAGAUGAUGCUGGCCACCUUAAAGAGACCGCAGCACUAAGACAGAUAUAACUACAGUGAGGUUCUUCUUGACUCAGGACAGUCAGUUUUGUCUGAGUAGAACCAACUGUGUCCGUUCAUAAUCAGUUUUUGUGUUUGAGCUCCAACAUUUCGACUAAACCCAGCGAGCCAACACAAAUGAUAAAUGUCCUUAUUGCGUAUCCGUUCAAUCAUUUCUUCUUUGUUCAGAGCAGUCUUGCAUAUUAUUUCCUAUGACGAUGAGAAUGUUUGAUAUUCCUCCACAGAACACAGGCUGGCUGGAGGGCAUCUUCUUCUGGUUCACUUUAACAACUCCUUAGAAAACAAUGUGGAGUUUUCUGUAUUCUGUUACAGUGCUGUUUCACAAUACAGGCUGCUGAAAAUACUUUUGUCAGUACCCAAGUAUAUCACAGAUAUCUGUUCAAACACAAAUAACUUCAUCUAAUAACACAUAUCUAUCAAACUAUCAACCUGAUUGUAGUCAGGUGAUCUGACAGACUGAUUGUAGUCAGGUGAUCUGACAGACUGAUUGUAUUCAGGUGAUCUGACAGACUGAUUGUAGUCAGGUGAUCUGACAGACUGAUUGUAGUCAGCUGAUCUGACAGACUGAUUGUAGUCAGGUGAUCUGACAGACUGAUUGUAUUCAGGUGACCUGACAGAAUGAUUGUAGUCAGGUCAUCUGACACAGACAGAGUUUCUCCUGGUCAGGAAAAUGACCCAUCCUCAUACUCCGCCACAUUGUUAUGGAUUGUUCAUCAACUGAACUAAUAUAUUGUCUGUCUGUUAUGUGUUCAACCAGCUGGAAGAGGAGAGACAAGAAGAGAAAGGAGAGGAGAGAGGAGAAGCCAGAGGGGAGGCACAGGGAGGAGGAGGAGGAGGAGGAGGAGGAGACCCAGACGGGGCCUUUAAGCAGGAGCGAGAGGAGCACCGUUGCCUCCUGGCCGAGAGCCACAGCACCUCCCUGGACCUCCACUGGAAGCUGCAACACGGAGAGAAGAGGUGGGGGAGGGAGAGGAGAGACCUGCUGGAACGCUUCGACCAAGAGAGACAGGAGUGGGACAGCAACAUGAGAAACAUGCACCACAAGAUGGAGAGGGUGAGGAGGGGGAGGGGGAGAGGAGGGAGAGGAGGGAGAGGAGGCGAGAAGAGGCGGUUUUUAGAGGGGGAGAGAGGGAGAGGAGGGAGAGAGGGGUAGAGGAGGGAGAGAGGGGGAGAGGGGGAGAGGAACUCUGUCUGAAACUACUGAGAGCAACUCUCUCCAUAUUCUGUAGCCACAUCACCCUGCCAGAGACUACUGAGAGCAACUCUCUCCAUAUUCUGUAGCCAACAUCACCCUGUCAGAGACUACUGAGAGCAACUCUCUCCAUAUUCUGUAGCCACAUCACCCUGUCAGAGACUACUGAGAGCAACUCUCUCCAUAUUCUGUAGCCACAUCACCCUGUCAGAGACUACUGAGAGCAACUCUCUCCAUAUUCUGUAGCCACAUCACCCUGUCAGAGACUACUGAGAGCAACUCUCUCCAUAUUCUGUAGCCACAUCACCCUGUCUGAAACUACUGAGAGCAACUCUCUCCAUAUUCUGUAGCCACAUCACCCUGUCAGAGACUACUGAGAGCAACUCUCUUCAUAUUCUGUAGCCACAUCACCCUGUCAGAGACUACUGAGAGCAACUCUCUUCAUAUUCUGUAGCCACAUCACCCUGUCAGAGACUACUGAUGUAAUGUUAGAAUGCAAAUCUUAUACAAAGUAUGAAACUUCGUAACUGAAUCCCUUCCUUCCCCCCUCUCUCUCUUCCCCUCCCUCUCCUCUCCUCUCCUCUCCUCUCCUCUCUCUCCUCUCUCUCUCCUCUCUCUCUCCUCUCCUCUCCUCUCCUCUCCUCUCCUCUCCUCUCCUCUCCUCUCCUCUCCUCUCCUCUCCUCUCCUCUCCUCUCCUCUCUCUCCUCCCCCCACAGCUGCAGGGAGAGCUUGACGUACGGAGGGGCAGUGAGGGCUCACCAUCCAACGUGAAAGACGGGGAAACAGCGGGAGGACACAGGGGUGUCUUUCCCCCCCAGGAGAGCCCAUGUAAGGCCCCUCGCUCCCCAAGGUCCCCCCGCUCCCCUCGCUCUGCCAUCCCCGGCCCGGUUUCCCUUCCCUCCCACUCCCACUCGGACUCGGAGGCCCAUGAAGACAAGGGGGCUGUAGUGAGGUUCAGAUGCCCAACAGAGAACCUUUUCCUGGACGCUCUGACACUGGACUCCCUGGGUGGCCUGGAGGCCCCACCUCCCUGCAGACUGGACUCUGACAAGAGGUUCCCUUGUAUGAACCAGGUGAGACAUGUCAGACUCUGGGUGCGUCCCAAAUUGCACCCUAUUCCCUAGAUAGUGCACUACUUAUGACCAGAGCCAUAUGGGUCCUAAAGUAGUGCACUAUAUAGGGAAUAGGGUGCCAUUCUCUGGUCUAAAGUAGUGCACUAUAUAGGGAAUAGGGUGCCAUUCUCUGGUCUAAAGUAGUGCAAUAUAUAGGGAAUAGGGUGCCAUUCUCUGGUCUAAAGUAGUGCACUAUAUAGGGAAUAGGGUGCCAUUCUCUGGUCUAAAGUAGUGCACUAUAUAGGGAAUAGGGUGCCAUUCUCUGGUCUAAAGUAGUGCACUAUAUAGGGAAUAGGGUGCCAUUCUCUGGUCUAAAGUAGUGCACUAUAUAGGGAAUAGGGUGCCAUUCUCUGGUCUAAAGUAGUGCACUAUAUAGGGAAUAGGGUGCCAUUCUCUGGUCUAAAGUAGUGCACUAUAUAGGGAAUAGGGUGCCAUUCUCUGGUCUAAAGUAGUGCACUAUAUAGGGAAUAGGGUGCCAUUCUCUGGUCUAAAGUAGUGCACUAUAUAGGGAAUAGGGUGCCAUUCUCUGGUCUAAAGUAGUGCACUAUAUAGGGAAUAGGGUCCCAUUCUCUGGUCUAAAGUAGUGCACUAUAUAGGGAAUAGGGUGCCAUUCUCUGGUCUAAAGUAGUGCACUAUAUAGGGAAUAGGGUGCCAUUCUCUGGUCUAAAGUAGUGCACUAUAUAGGGAAUAGGGUGCCAUUCUCUGGUCUAAAGUAGUGCACUAUAUAGGGAAUAGGGUGCCAUUCUCUGGUCUAAAGUAGUGCACUAUAUAUGGAAUAGGGUGCCAUUCUCUGGUCUAAAGUAGUGCACUAUAUAGGGAAUAGGGUGCCAUUCUCUGGUCUAAAGUAGUGCACUAUAUAUGGAAUAGGGUGCCAUUCUCUGGUCUAAAGUAGUGCACUAUAUAGGGAAUAGGGUGCCAUUCUCUGGUCUAAUGUAGUGCACUAUAUAGGGAAUAGGGUGCCAUUCUCUGGUCUAAAGUAGUGCACUAUAUAUGGAAUAGGGUGCCAUUCUCUGGUCUAAAGUAGUGCACUAUAUAGGGAAUAGGGUGCCAUUCUCUGGUCUAAAGUAGUGCACUAUAUAUGGAAUAGGGUGCCAUUCUCUGGUCUAAAGUAGUGCACUAUAUAGGGAAUAGGGUGCCACUUGGGACGCAGUCCAGGAAUGUCUAAAAGUAACAGCUCACCCCUAAAGUGUUCUUUAGGGCGUUUUCAGACCUCAAAAGAGUGGUCUUCUUCAAUAUUGGUCCAGUGCCGGGUUUUGGUCCAGCCCUGCACUAACACUGCUGUGUGUGUGUGUGUGUGUGUGGGUGUGUGCGUGCGUGCGUGCGUUUGUGUGUUACUUCAGGUGCUGAAUGAGAUCCCAGACAGAGAAGACCCGUCUAUGUACCAGGAAGAGGAAGAGAUGGGUUUUGGUAGCCUGCUCAGGUAACUGACUUCUUCCUGCUUACCUCAACCAAUCCUUGUUGUUUUACUGUAACAACCAAUCCUUGUUGUUUUACUGUAACAACCAAUCCUUGUUGUUGUUACUUUAAGGGUUCUCAGUGAUUUACCUGGAUUCAUCCAAAUGAUACAUUACUGGUAUUGUUUCCACUUAUCUUAUCUACACAGGCUGCCAUUUUAACAUUUACAAUAGGAAUGCUUUCUGCUUUUGACUGUUGUGUACUCUGAACUCCCCUCACUGUAUUUUAAACAAGUCUACUGUACUUAUAAAUCCUUUGAGUAAAGAAAUGACUGCUGUUAGAAGUGAUAUUUCCUGGUGGUUUGUGUUGAAGCAGCUCUUAGUGAUAUUUCCUGGUGGUUUGCGUUGAAGCAGCUCUUAGUGAUAUUUCCUGGUGGUUUGUGUUAAAGCAGCUCUUAGGGAUAUUUCCUGGUGGUUUGCGUUGAAGCAGCUCUUUGUGAAAGAUCAUAAUGGUACAUGAUCCAAGUCAUCGCAGCCUGACAAUUAAUUAUUGAAUCAUUUUAAAGCGAUCCCUGAUUAAAUGAAAUGAAACCAUUAACUGGCCUUUAUCGAGAGAACAAACAAGAUGUUUUUAUACUCUUUUUGUAGUUUCAAGAAAUUGGGAACAGUGAAGAGGCUGUAACAUGUUGUUUAGACAAGAGAUAUCAGAGAGACAGUCCUACCUGUGCUGUUUAUCUCUGACCGUCCUUCUCUACAUCUUUCUUCUGUGGAACAGUAGUGGAUCCGUGAUGCUGAAUCCUCUCCUCUUCUCUUCUGUCCUUUUAUUGUUCUGUCCUCUCUCCACUCCUCUCCCUUGUUACAUUGUAUGAUAAUGUAAUUGUUAAACGUUUUAUUGAAACCUUUGCUCUCCCCCUCCACAGGGCUAAGUCGGUCUGUUCUAUGAGUGACUUCCAGCGUCUAAUGGACAGCUCUCCCUUCCUGCCUGACAAGAGUCGUCAUGGUGACCGCGGCCGUGACGAUGUGACUCCGCCGCUGUCACCUGACGACCUGAAGUACAUAGAGGAGUUCAACAGUAAGGGGUGGGACUUCCCCGGCCCUGGCCCCUCCCCGACACCAGGCCACCACACCCCCACAGCCAUGGAAACCUGGGCAGAACGGCCCAUUUCAGGUACUGAUGUUGCUUGCUCAUGGUUUAAUGCUGUCUGUUUUUUACCAUGACUGUUUUUUUUUGUUUGUUUUGUUUUGUUGUUACAAUAAAAAACAAACACAAACAUCCACAACAUCACAUCUGCCCAGAUCCACCUGCUCACACCCCCAUCUCCAUCAACCACAUCACACCUGCCCAGACCCACCUGCUCACACCCCCAUCUCCAUCAACCACAUCACACCUGCCCAGACCCACCUGCUCACACACCCAUCUCCAUCAACCACAUCACACCUGCCCAGACCCACCUGCUCACACCCCCAUCUCCAUCAACCACAUCACACCUGCCCAGACCCACCUGCUCACACCCCCAUCUCCAUCCACAACAUCACACCUGCCCAGACCCACCUGCUCACGCCCCCAUCUCCAUCCACAACAUCACACCUGCCCAGACCUGCCUGCUCACACCCCCAUCUCCAUCCACAACAUCACACCUGCCCAGACCCACCUGCUCACACCCCCAUCUCCAUCAACCACAUCACACCUGCCCAGACCCACCUGCUCACACCCCCAUCUCCAGCGCCUGCAUCACUCUCCGCCACUUGGCCUCAAACUGCACCAUUUUGUUUCUCUCCGUGGCCCACGCACUUUCCAUUGUCUUAACAAUGGCGGAUUGGUUGAUAUCCAGUUUUUAAGUCUACAUUUUUCAAGAUGAUUGACAAGAAAAGUAUUGUCCAACCCAUCGGGUAUCUCACUGCACCCUCAUAUGCCAUGUCAUUUACAUUGUAAUACUUCUGACAGCCAACAUUCUAACUCCGGCCAUAACUUUUGGACUUGAUAGCAUUCCCAGAAGGCAUGGAUUAUUGAGUCAUUGUUAGUUUUACACUUAAGACAUGACUCUGCCGUUGUGCUGUAGAAUUUGUGAAUGUUGUCUCUUGUGUAAUAAAUUAGUUUAUACUGGAUUAAUCUUACAUUUUUGUUAACUGUAAUUUAGUUCUGUCCCAACAUUCCCUCCACCUUGUGCCACUAUCAGUUCUUUUAAAGUCUUGGUUCCAAUAGGUUAUAUAUAUUUUUUAAGAGAUUGUCAGUUGGAUCGGCUCUCUGCAAGAUUUUUUAUAUCUUACCUAUCAUAUGAACAUCCUUUUCUGACUCAAAUAGGGUUUCCUCAUGAUUACUCUGAUGUCCAAAAUAUUUCAAAUCGAGAUGUCUUGAUAAGAAACUUUUAAGUUGCAUGUACUUGGAAAAAUCUACAUUGGUCAGUCCAAAAUUCCUUUUUAAUUCUGUCAUGGAAAUACAUUUAUUUCCUAUUACCAAGUCAUUUAACAAUUUCUAUGUCUUUAGAAUUCUGAAAAGCUGUCCAAGGAUUGUUCCAUAGGGCUUUGUUUUUAGGCAGUGAUGGUUUUUUAUCUCAAACUUUUUAAAAGUUUAAUUCUAAUUCUAAUCAUUCCACAUUCUCUCUCUGCCUCUCUCUCUCUCUCUCUCUCUCUCUCUCUCUCUCUCUCUCUCUCUCUCUCUCUCUCCUCUCUCUCUCUCUCUCUUUCUCUCUCUCUCUCUCUUUCUCUGACUUCCAGAACCAUUCCAGCCGGCCUCGUGGUUCCUGACCACCAGCACCCGAUCCAGCCCAGAGCCCCCCUGCCCACCCCACUGCCAGCGCUCCCCACUCAGGGGCAACGGGGGUGACGUAGGGGGGGGGAUAGGGGUCCACGUCUCCCACAGCCCCACCCGAUCUCCCGGGCCCCCCGAUCAAGACUACCUGUACCCCAAAGGAAACAAGGGGGGUGGGGGUGUUGGUGAGGUGGCGGGUGACUCCGGGAUUGGGGGGGUAGGAGGUCCAGACGAGGUGUUUGGUGAUGGUAGGUGGCCUCCCUCCUGUCAUAAGGAGUUAUUAGAGGGUGUGGCGGGACUGCGGGGUCCCUCUGGGGGGGGUCCCAUCCCCACGGUGGGGUACGCCUCGUCUCUGGGGCUGCAGCUGUCACGGAACCUCAGUGAUGACAUGAAGGAGGUGGCCUUCUCCGUUAGGAAUUACCGCUCAGGCCCCAGCACCUCGGACCACCUGGAGCAACAGAGACAGGUCUGUUGACGUUGUUCAUCCAUCUAGUCUGUUGUCUGGUUGUUCAUCCAUCUAGUCUGUUGUCUGGUUGUUCAUCCAUCUAGUCUGUUGUCUAGUUGUUCAUCCAUCUAGUCUGUUGUCUGGUUGUUCAUCCAUCUAGUCUGUUGUUCAUCCAUCUAGUCUGUUGUCUAGUUGUUCAUCCAUCUAGUCUGUUGUCUAGUUGUUCAUCCAUCUAGUCUGUUGUUCAUCCAUCUAGUCUGUUGUUCAUCCAUCUAGUCUGUUGUCUAGUUGUUCAUCCAUCUAGUCUGUUGUCUAGUUGUUCAUCCAUCUAGUCUGUUGUCUAGUUGUUCAUCCAUCUAGUAUGUUGUUCAUCCAUCAAGUAUGUUGUCUAAUUGUUCAUCCAUCUAGUCUGUUGUCUAGUUGUUCAUCCAUCUAGUCUGUUGUUCAUCCAUCUAGUCUGCUGUCUAGUUGUUCAUCCAUCUAGUCUGUUGUUCAUCCAUCUAGUCUGUUGUCUAGUUGUUCAUACAUCUAGUCUGUUGUUCUUCCAUCUAGUCUGUUGUCUGGUUGUUCAUCCAUCUAGUCUGUUUUCUGGUUGUCCAUCCAUCUAGUCUGUUGUCUGGUUGUUCAUCCAUCUAGUCUGUAUUUCAUCCAUCUAGUCUGUUGUCUAUUGUUCAUCCAUCUAGUCUGUUGUUCAUCCAUCCUAGUCUGUUGUCUAGUUUGUUCAUCCAUCUAGUCUGUUGUCUAGUUGUUAAACCAUCUAGUCUGUUGUUCAUCCAUCUAGUCUGUUGUCUAGUUGUUCAUCCAUCUAGUCUGUUGUUCAUCCAUCAAGUAUGUUGUCUAAUUGUUCAUCUAUCUAGUCUGUUGUCUAGUUGUUCAUCCAUCUAGUCUGUUGUUCAUCCAUCUAAUCUGCUGUCUAGUUGUUCAUCCAUCUAGUCUAUUGUCUGGUUGUUUCAUCCAUCUGUCUGUUGUUCAUCCAUCUAGUCUGUUUUCUGGUUGUUUCAUCCAUCUAGUCUGUUGUCUGGUUGUUCAUCCAUCUAGUCUGUUGUUCAUCCAUCUAGUCUGUUGUCUGGUUGUUCAUCCAUCUAGUCUAUUGUCUGGUUGUUCAUCCAUCUAGUCUGUUGUCUAGUCCUUCAUCCAUCUAGUCUGUUGUCUGGUUGUUCAUCCAUUUCGUCUGUUGUCUAGUUGUUCAUCCAUCUCGUCUGUUGUCUAGUUGUUCAUCCAUCUAGUCUGUUGUCUAGUUGUUCAUCCAUCAUGUCUGUUGUCUGGUUGUUCAUACAUCUAGUCUGUUGUCUAGUUGUCAUCCAUCUACUCUGUUGUCUAGUUGCUCAUCCAUCUAGUCUGUUGUCUAGUUGUUCAUCCAUCUAGUCUGUUGUCUGGUUGUUCAUCCAUCUAGUCUGUUUUCUAGUUGUUCAUCCAUCUAGUCUGUUGUCUGGUUGUUCAUCCAUCUAGUCUGUUGUCUGGUUGUUCGUCCAUCUAGUCUGUUGUUCAUCCAUCUAGUCUGUUGUCUAGUUGUUCAUCCAUCUAGUCUGUUGUCUAGUUGUUCAUCCAUCUAGUCUGUUGUUCAUCCAUCUAGUCUGUUGUCUAGUUGUUCAUCCAUCUAGUAUGUUGUUCAUCCAUCUAGUCUGUUGUCUGGUUGUUCAUCCAUCUAGUCUGUUGUCUGGUUGUUCAUCCUUCUAGUCUGUUGUCUGGUUUUUCAUCCAUCUAGUCUGUUGUUCAUCCAUCUAGUCUGUUUUCUGGUUGUUCAUCCAUCUAGUCUGUUGUCUGGUUGUUCAUCCAUCUAGUCUGUUGUCUGGUUGUUCAUCCAUCUAGUCUGUUGUCUAGUUGUUCAUCCAUCUAGUCUGAUGUCUGGUUGUUCAUCCAUCUAGUCUGUUGUCUAGUUGUUCAUCCAUCUAGUCUGUUGUCUCGUUGUUCAUCCAUUUCGUCUGUUGUCUAGUUGUUCAUCCAUCUCAUCUGUUGUCUAGUUGUUCAUCCAUCUAGUCUGUUGUCUAGUUGUUCAUCCAUCAUGUCUGUUGUCUGGUUGUUCAUACAUCUAGUCUGUUGUCUAGUUGUCAUCCAUCUACUCUGUUGUCUAGUUGUUCAUCCAUCUAGUCUGUUGUCUAGUUGUUCAUCCAUCUAGUCUGUUGUCUGGUUGUUCAUCCAUCUAGUCUGUUUUCUAGUUGUUCAUCCAUCUCGUCUGUUGUCUGGUUGUUCAUCCAUCUAGUCUGUUGUCUGGUUGUUCGUCCAUCUAGUCUGUUGUCUGGUUGUUCAUCCAUCUAGUCUGUUGUUCAUCCAUCUAGUCUGUUUUCUGGUUGUUCAUCCAUCUAGUCUGUUGUCUAGUUGUUCAUCCAUCUAGUCUGAUGUCUAGUUGUUCAUCCCAUCUAGUCUGUUGUUCAUCCAUCUAGUCUGUUGUCUAGUGUUCAUCCCAUCUAGUCGUUGUUCAUCCAUCUAGUCUGUUGUCUAGUUGUCAUCCAUCUAGUCUGUGUUCAUCCAUUAGUCUGUUGGUAGUUGUUCAUCCAUCUAGUAUAUUGUUCAUCCAUCUAGUCUGUUGUCUAGUUGUUCAUCCAUCUAGUCUGUUUUCUGGUUGUUCUUCCAUCUAGUCUGUUGUCUGGUUGUUCAUCCAUCUAGUCUGUUGUCUAGUCGUUCAUCCAUCUAGUCUGUUGUCUAGUUGUUCAUCCAUCUAGUCUUAUGUCUGGUUGUUCAUCCAUCUAGUCUGUUGUCUAGGUGUUCAUCCAUCUAGACUGUUGUCUGGUUGUUCAUCCAUCUCGUCUGUUGUCUAGUUGUUCAUCCAUCUCGUCUGUUGUCUAGUUGUUCAUCCAUCUAGUCUGUUGUCUAGUUGUUCAUCCAUCUAGUCUGUUGUCUGGUUGUUCAUCCAUCUAGUCUGUUGUCUAGUUGUUCAUCCAUCUAGUCUGUUGUCUGGUUGUUCAUCCAUCUAGUCUGUUGUCUGGUUGUUCAUCCAUCUAGUCUGUUGUCUGGUUGUUCAUCCAUCUAGUCUGUUGUCUGGUUGUUCAUCCAUCUAGUCUGUUGUCUGGUUGUUCAUCCAUCUAGUCUGUUGUCUGGUUGUUCAUCCAUCUAGUCUGUUGUUCAUCCAUCUAGUCUGUUGGUUAGUUGUUCAUCCAUCUAGUCUGUUGUCUAGUUGUUCAUCCAUCUAUUCUGUUGUCUGGUUGUUCAUCCAUCUAGUCUGUUGUCUGGUUGUUCAUCCAUCUAGUCUGUUGUCUAGUUUUUCAUCCAUCUAGUCUGUUGUCUAGUUGUUCAUCCAUCUCGUCUGUUGUCUGGUUGUUCAUCCAUCUAGUCUGUUGUCUGGUUGUUCAUCCAUCUAGUCUGUUGUCUGGUUGUUCAUCCAUCUAGUCUGUUGUCUAGUUGUUCAUCCAUCUAGUCUGUUGUCUGGUUGUUCAUCCAUCUAGUCUGUUGUCUAGUUGUUCAUCCAUCAUGUCUGUUGUCUUGUUGUUCAUCCAUCUAGUCUGUUGUCUAGUUGUUCAUCCAUCUAGUUUGUUGUCUGGUUGUUCAUCCAUCUAGUCUGUUGUCUGGUUGUUCAUCCAUCUAGUCUGUUGUCUAGUUGUUCAUCCAUCUAGUCUGUUGUCUGGUUGUUCAUCCAUCUAGUCUGUUGUCUAGUUGUUCAUGCAUCAUGUCUGUUGUCUUGUUGUUCAUCCAUCUAGUCUGUUGUCUAGUUGUUCAUCCAUCUAGUUUGUUGUCUGGUUGUUCAUCCAUCUAGUCUGUUGUCUAGUUGUUCAUCCAUCUAGUCUGUUGUCUGGUUGUUCAUCCAUCUGUUGUCUAGUUGUUCAUCCAUCUAGUCUGUUGUCUGGUUGUUCAUCCAUCUAGUCUGUUGUCUGGUUGUUCAUCCAUCUAGUCUGUUGUCUAGUUGUUCAUCCAUCUAGUCUGUUGUCUAGUUGUUCAUCCAUCUAGUCUGUUGUCUGGUUGUUCAUCCAUCUAGUCUGUUGUCUGGUUGUUCAUCCAUCUAGUCUGUUGUCUAGUUGUUCAUCCAUCUAGUCUGUUGUCUAGUUGUUCAUCCAUCUCGUCUGUUGUCUAGUUGUUCAUCCAUCUAGUCUGUUGUCUGGUUGUUCAUCCAUCUAGUCUGUUGUUCAUCCAUCUAGUCUGUUUUCUGGUUGUUCUUCCAUCUAGUCUGUUGUCUGGUUGUUCAUCCAUCUAGUCUGUUGUCUAGUUGUUCAUCCAUCUAGUCUGAUGUCUGGUUGUUCAUCCAUCUAGUCUGUUGUCUAGUUGUUCAUCCAUCUAGUCUGUUGUCUGGUUGUUCAUCCAUCUCGUCUGUUGUCUAGUUGUUCAUCCAUCUAGUCUGUUGUCUAGUUGUUCAUCCAUCUCGUCUGUUGUCUAGUUGUUCAUCCAUCUCGUCUGUUGUCUAGUUGUUCAUCCAUCUCGUCUGUUGUCUAGUUGUUCAUCCAUCUCGUCUGUUGUCUAGUUGUUCAUCCAUCUAGUCUGUUGUCUGGUUGUUCAUCCAUCUCGUCUGUUGUCUAGUUGUUCAUCCAUCUAGUCUGUUGUCUAGUUGUUCAUCCAUCUCGUCUGUUGUCUAGUUGUUCAUCCAUCUAGACUGUUGUCUAGUUGUUCAUCCAUCUAGUCUGUUGUCUAGUUGUUCAUCCAUCUCGUCUGUUGUCUAGUUGUUCAUCCAUCUAGUCUGUUGUCUAGUUGUUCAUCCAUCUCGUCUGUUGUCUAGUUGUUCAUCCAUCUAGUCUGUUGUCUGGUUGUUCAUCCAUCUAGUCUGUUGUCUGGUUGUUCAUCCAUCUAGUCUGUUGUCUAGUUUUUCAUCCAUCUAGUCUGUUGUUCAUCCAUCUAGUCUGUUUUCUGGAUGUUCUUCCAUCUAGUCUGUUGUCUAGUCGUUCAUCCAUCUAGUCUAUUGUCUAGUUGUUCAUCCAUCUAGUCUGAUGUCUGGUUGUUCAUCCAUCUAGUCUGUUGUCUAGUUGUUCAUCCAUCUAGUCUGUUGUUCAUCCAUCUAGUCUGUUGUCUAGUUGUUCAUCCAUCUCGUCUGUUGUCUGGUUGUUCAUCCAUCUAGUCUGUUGUCUAGUUGUUCAUCCAUCUAGUCUGUUGUCUAGUUGUUCAUCCAUCUAGUCUGUUGUCUAGUUGUUCAUCCAUCUAGUCUGUUGUCUAGUUGUUCAUCCAUCUAGUCUGUUGUCUGGUUGUUCAUCCAUCUAGUCUGUUGUCUAGUUGUUCAUCCAUCUAGUCUGUUGUCUGGUUGUUCAUCCAUCUAGUCUGUUGUCUAGUUGUUCAUCCAUCUAGUCUGAUGUCUGGUUGUUCAUCCAUCUAGUCUGUUGUCUGGUUGUUCAUCCAUCUAGUCUGUUGUCUAGUUUUUCAUCCAUCUAGUCUGUUGUUCAUCCAUCUAGUCAGUUUUCUAGUUGUUCAUCCAUCUAGUCUGUUGUCUGGUUGUUCAUCCAUCUAGUCUGUUGUCUGGUUGUUCAUCCAUCUAGUCUGUUGUCUAGUUUUUCAUCCAUCUAGUCUGUUGUUCAUCCAUCUAGUCAGUUUUCUAGUUGUUCAUCCAUCUAGUCUGUUGUCUAGUUGUUCAUCCAUCUAGUCUGUUGUCUGGUUGUUCAUCCAUCUAGUCUGUUUUCUGGUUGUUCUUCCAUCUAGUCUGUUGUCUGGUUGUUCAUCCAUCUAGUCUGUUUUCUGGUUGUUCUUCCAUCUAGUCUGUUUUCUGGUUGUUCAUCCAUCUAGUCUGUUGUCUGGUUGUUCAUCCAUCUAGUCUGAUGUCUGGUUGUUCAUCCAUCUAGUCUGUUGUCUAGUUGUUAUACAUCUAGUCUGUUGUCUGGUUGUUCAUCCAUCUCGUCUGUUGUCUAGUUGUUCAUCCAUCUCGUCUGUUGUCUGGUUGUUCAUCCAUCUCGUCUGUUGUCUAGUUGUUCAUCCAUCUCGUCUGUUGUCUAGUUGUUCAUCCAUCAUGUAUGUUGUCUGGUUGUUCAUCCAUCUAGUCUGUUGUCUAGUUGUUCAUCCAUCUAGUCUGUUGUCUGGUUGUUCAUCCAUCUAGUCUGUUGUCUGGUUGUUCAUCCAUCUAGUCUGUUUUCUAGUUGUUCAUCCAUCUAGUCUGUUGACUAGUUGUUCAUCCAUCUCGUCUGUUGUCUAGUUGUUCAUCCAUCUAGUCUUGUCUAGUUGUUCAUCCAUCUAGUCUGUUGUCUGGUUGUUCAUCCAUCUAGUCUGUUGUCUGGUUGUUCAUACAUCUAGUCUUUUGUCUGGUUGUUCAUCCAUCUAGUCUGUUGUUCAUCCAUCUAGUCUGUUGUUCAUCCAUCUCGUCUGUUGUCUGGUUGUUCAUCCAUCUAGUCUGUUGUCUAGUUGUUCAUCCAUCUAGUCUGUUGUCUAGUUGUUCAUCCAUCUCGUCUGUUGUCUGGUUGUUCAUCCAUCUAGUAUGUUGUCUGGUUGUUCAUCCAUCUAGUCUGUUGUGUAGUUGUUCAUACAUCUAGUCUGUGUUUCAUCCAUCUAGUCUGUUGUCUGGUUGUUCAUCCAUCUAGUCUGUUGUCUGGUUGUUCAUCCAAUCUUCAAUAACUUAGUUGAUCUGCGUAGUUUCUUUUAUAUAGUCACUGUCUGUGAGGUUUGUACAGUAUACUGUCUUUGUGAGGUUUCUAUAGUAUACUGUUUAAGCUUAGGAGAUCAUCUCCUUACCUGUGCAUAUCACUUAGUCUUUCACUCGUCUGUUUAACUUACUCCACAGCUCCGAGACACGGCGUGUCAGACAAAUGGUUUUACCACUCGGGGUACCCAGACCACUCUGACCAUCAGUGUGGGACUACAGACAGACAUCCUCCGCACCCUCACCAGCUCCCCCCACCGCUGCCUCACUCCUAAAGGAGGCAGCUCAACCCCCAUCUCCUCCCCUUCCCGAACCAUCCGCAAGAUACAGUACUCUCCCGUAGUCCAGUCCAAGUUUGAGCGUCCAUGUUGUUCUCCUAAGUACGGCUCCCCUAAACUCCAGAGGAAGCUGUCAACGUCAUCGAAGGCUGACCUCCCAGGUGGGGCCUCCAGCUCCACGGCCGGCACCAGGGCCCCUACCCCCACCACCCCCCAGAAGGGUGCCUCUGAGUCGGCCUGGGCUCGCUCCACCACCACCAGGGACUCUCCGGUUCACACCACCAUCAACGACGGCCUGUCUUGUCUCUUCAACAUCAUAGACCACAGCCCCGUGGCCUACGAACCCCCGCAGUGCAAAUUCACCAAGUCCCCCAGCCGCUCCCGCCCCACCCCCCUUGACCCCUCACCUCCUGGUGGUCCCAGUCUACCCCCUUCAGAACCCAAAGACCCGAGAUCCCUUGGAGCUGUCCAGGAGUUUCUGAGGAAUGUCCGUGGGCGUUCUCCUAGCCCGGUGCAGCUGAUAGUAGAGGCUCAGGGAGGGCCGGGGGGAACAGGAGGGGAGAGGACACCAGAGGUGCUCAGUAUACGCCAGGACCUGUCUGCCCCGCCUGGAUACACCCUGGCAGAGAACACAGCCCGCCUGCUGAACAAGAAGUUGUUGGAGCAGAGCUUCAGGGAGGAGAAGAGGCUGGGGUCUGGAGGGACUGGAGGGUCGUCAGCCCAGGGCCAGGGAGGCUACACGGGAGACGGGCGUCAGGCAGAGGGAGACAGGAACCAGCCUGGGUGUUUGGAGGUAAAUACUAACACCUACUGGAUUUACUGCUUAGUGUAUAUUAGGAUCGCUUUUAGGUCACCUGUUGGUCACCUGUUGGUCACCUGUUGGGUGUGUUCUUUCCUAGAGUCCCAGAAAUACGCAAUUAAAAACCAAAAUAAACACUAACUAGGAUAAGAAAAUAACAUUAAAAUGUUUUCUUAUUUACAUUUUUAUAACUCAAUGCUGGUGUUUUUUUCUGUAAAUACUAACACUCUACUAACUGGAUUUGUUUGUUGUUUAUAUUUGUUGUUUGUUUAUUAGCCCCCCAUUGGGCUAAAGACCCAGACAACCAAAAUUAAAACCAAAAACAAACUCAAUUUAGGAAAUAAUCAUAAUAAAAUCAAAUACAUUAUAACUCCGUGCUGGUGUUUUCUUCUCAGAUCAAAAAGCAUUGACUGACACAAUGGUAAUGUUAUGGUAAUGUUUAUUAUUUACAGUAUUUUACUGUAUUCUAUUGUAUUCUACAGUAUUCUACUGUAUUUUGCCAUAGUUCAGUAUAUAUAAUUGUGCUUCUUUGUUUCUUCUCUAUACUGGAAUGUUCUGACUCCUUUUGACUCCUAUCACUCUGCUUCAGCCACCCACCACCCAUUCAGUAUCACUCUGCUUCAGCCACCCACCCCCCAUUCAGUAUCACUCUGCUUCAGCCACUCACCACCCAUUCAGUAUCACUCUGCUUCAGCCACCCACCACCCAUUCAGUAUCACUCUGCUUCAGCCACCACUCACCACCCAUUCAGUAUCACUCUGCCUCAGCCUCCACUCACCACCCAUUCAGUAUCACUCUGCUUCAGCCGCCACUCACCACCCAUUCAGUAUCACUCUGCUUCAGCCACUCACCACCCAUUCAGUAUCACUCUGCUUCAGCCACCACCCACCACCCAUUCAGUAUCACUCUGCUUCAGCCACCCACCACCCAUUCAGUAUCACUCUGCUUCAGCCACCACUCACCACCCAUUCAGGAUCACUCUGCUUCAGCCACCAACCACCACCCAUUCAGUAUCACUCUGCUUCAGCCUCCACUCACCACCCAUUCAGUAUCACUCUGCUUCAGCCACCACCCACCACCCAUUCAGUAUCACUCUGCUUCAGCCACCACUCACCACCCAUUCAGUAUCACUCUGCUUCAGCCACCACUCACCACCCAUUCAGGAUCACUCUGCUUCAGCCUCCACUCACCACCCAUUCAGGAUCACUCUGCUUCAGCCACCACCCACCACCCAUUCAGUAUCACUCUGCUUCAGCCACCACUCACCACCCAUUCAGUAUCACUCUGCUUCAGCCUCCACUCACCACCCAUUCAGUAUCACUCUGCUUCAGCCACCACUCACCACCCAUUCAGUAUCACUCUGCUUCAGCCACCACUCACCACCCAUUCAGCAUCACUCUGCUUCAGCCUCCACUCACCUCCCAUUCAGGAUCACUCUUCUUCAGCCACCACUCACCACCCAUUCAGUAUCACUCUGCUUCAGCCACCACUCACCACCCAUUUAGUAUCACUCUGCUUCAGCCACCACCCACCACCCAUUCAGUAUCACUCUGCUUCAGCCACCACUCACCACCCAUUUAGUAUCACUCUGCUUCAGCCUCCCCUCACCACCCAUUCAGGAUCACUCUGCUUCAGCUUCCACUCACCACCCAUUCAGUAUCACUCUGCUUCAGCUUCCACUCACCACCCAUUCAGUAUCACUCUGCUUCAGCCACCACUCGCCACCCAUUCAGUAUCACUCUGCUUCAGCUUCCACUCACCACCCAUUCAGUAUCACUCUGCUUCAGCCACCACUCGCCACCCAUUCAGUAUCACUCUGCUUCAGGACACUGGUAGUAUUGCAGUGACCAUAGGGAGUAGGGCUGAUUACUGGUGGUUUCUGGGGGUUACUGGUGGUUACUGGGGGUUUCUGGGGGUUUCAAACCCUGGCUAUCUGUCCUAACCUAACAUAGCAGGUUUUCAGCGGAAAAGGAAGCUAGGUUGAAUUAGCUGUAUCCCUGAAAACCGGAUACAUCCGGUUGUUGCCAAGCAAUGUGUUCAAUAUGUUGAAAAAACAUGAAUAUAACGUUUGGUUGAAAUUCUUUAAGUAAUUGCAGUAUCAGUAGACCACCAGAGGAUCAAAAAGUAGGUUAAAAGCUAUAUAGCAUUAUGAUAAUACUGUAUGUUAAAAGUGAAUGAAAACAUUACAGUGAAGCACUAAGUUAUAUUCCUACACUGAAUGUACAAAACAUUAAGAACACCUUCCUAAUAUUGAGUUGCACCUACUACCAUACCCUAUUCAAAGGCACUUACAGUGCAUUCAGAACAGCGCCGGGGAAGAUGGCUGCCGUUUUACAGCCCUCUAACCAAUUGUACUAUUAUGUGUGUUUUUCCGCGUUAUUUGUAAUUUAUUUGGUCAUAAUGUUUCUGCCAUCGUCUCUUAUAACCAAAAAGAGCUUCUGGAUAUCAGGACAGCGACUACUCACCUCGUAUUGGACGAAGAUUUUUUCUUCAACGAGGCGGCCGCGAAGGAUAUCAUACAGACACCCGACAAGGCCCAAAUCCCCGUCAUUCGCGUGAGGAAGAGACGGAGAUAUUGCGGACGCAGAUCCGGGUGCCUUGUAAGGAUCCGAUGGCGAGCGAGUAAACUGCCUCUUCCAUCAAUCCUAUUAGCCAACGUUCAAUCAUUUGAAAAUAAAUUGGACGACUUAAGAUUACGGUUAUCCUACCAACGGGACAUUAAAAACUGUAAUAUCUUAUGUUUCACCGAGUCGUGGCUGAACGACGACAAUGAUAACAUUCAGCUAGCAGGCUAUACGCUACAUCGGCAGGACAGAACGGCUGACUCCGGUAAGACAAGGGGUGGCGGUCUGUGUAUAUUUGUAAACAACAGCUGGUGCACAAAAUCAAAUACUAAGGAAGUCUCGAGGUUUUGCUCGCCUGAGGUAGAGUAUCUUAUGAUAAGCUGUAGACCACACUAUUUACCAAGAGAGUUUUCAUCUAUAUUUUUCAUAGCUGUCUAUUUACCACCACAAACCAAUGCUGGCAUUAAGAUUGCACUGAAUGAGUUGUACAAGGCCAUUAAUCAACAGGAAAACGCUCAUCCAGAUGCAGCGCUCCUAGUGGCCGGGGACUUUAAUGCAGGGAAACUUAAAUCCGUUCUACCUAAUUUCUACCAGCAUGUUAAAUGUGCAACCAGAGGAAAAAAAACUCUAGACCACCUUUACUCCACACACAGAGACGCAUACAAAGCUCUCCCUCGCCCUCCAUUUGGCAAAUCUGACCAUAACUCUAUCCUCCUGAUUCCUGCUUAUAAGCAAAAACUAAAGCAGGAAGCACCAGUGACUCGGUUAAUAAAAAAGUGGUCAGAUGACGCAGAUGCUAAGCUACAGGACUGUUUUGCUAGCACAGACUGGAACAUGUUCCGGGAUUCUUCAGACAGCAUUGAGGAGUGGUCCUCUGUAGCUCAGCUGGUAGAGCACGGCGCUUGUAACGCCAAGGUAGUGGGUUCAAUCCCCGGGACCACCCAUACACAAAAAUGUAUGCACGCAUGACUGUAAGUCGCUUUGGAUAAAAGCGUCUGCUAAAUGGCAUAUUAUUAUUAUAUUAUUAUAUUAUUAUAGGAGUACACCACAUCAGUCACUGGCUUCAUCAAAAAGUGCAUCGAUGAUGUCGUCCCCACAGGGACCGUACGUACAUACCCCAACCAGAAGCCAUGGAUUACAGGAAACAUCCGCACUGAGCUAAAGGGUAGAGCUGCCGCUUUCAAGGAACGGGACUCUAACCCGGACGCUUAUAAGAAAUCCCGCUAUGACCUCCGACGAACCAUCAAACUGGCAAAGAGUCAAUACAGGACUAAGAUUGAAUCGUACCACACUGGCUCUGACGCUCGUCGGAUGUGGCAGGGCUUGAAAACUAUUACAGACUACAAAGGGAAGCACAGCCGCGAGCUGCCCAGUGACACAAGCCUACCAGACGAGCUAAACCACUUCUAUGCUCGCUUCGAGGCAAGCAACACUGAAGCAUGCAUGAGAGCACCAGCUGUUCCGGAUGACUAUGUGAUCACGCUCUCCGUAGCCGAUGUGAGUAAGACUUUUAAGCAGGUCAACAUUCACAAGGCCGCAGGGCCAGACGGAUUACCAGGACGUGUACUCUGAGCAUGUGCUGACCAACUGGCAAGUGUCUUCACUGACAUUUUCAACAUGUCCCUGACUGAGUCUGUAAUACCAACAUGUUUCAAGCAGACCACCAUAGUCCCCGUGCCCAAGGACUCUAAGAUAACCUGCCUAAAUGACUACCGACCCGUAGCACUGACGUCUGUAGCCAUGAAGUGCUUUGAAAGGCUGGUCAUGGCUCACAUCAACAGCAUUAUCCCAGAAACCCUAGACCUACUCCAAUUUGCAUACCGCCCCAACAGAUCCACAGAUGAUGCAAUCUCUAUUGCACUCCACACUGCCCUUUCCCACCUGGACAAGAGGAACACCUACGUGAUAAUGCUAUUCAUUGACUACAGCUCAGCAUUCAACACCAUAGUGCCCUCUAAGCUCAUCACUAAGCUAAGAUCCUGGGACUAAACACCUCCCUCUGCAACUGGAUCCUGGACUUCCUGACGGGCCGCCCCCAGGUGGUAAGGGUAGGUAACAACACAUCUGCCACACUGAUCCUCAACACGGGGGCCCCUCAGGGGUGCGUGCUCAGUCCCCUCCUGUACUCUCUGUUCACCCAUGACUGCAUGGCCAGGCACGACUCCAACACCAUCAUUAAGUUUGCCGACGACACAACAGUGGUAGGCCUGAUCACCGACAACGAUGAGACAGCCUAUAGGGAGGAGGUCAGAGAUCUGGCCGUGUGGUGCCAGGACAACAACCUCUCCCUCAACGUGACCAAGACAAAGGAGAUGAUUGUGGACUACAGGAAAGAAAAUAGGACUGAGCACGCCCCCAUUCUCAUCGACGGGGCUGUAGUGGAACAGGUUGAGAGCUUCAAGUUCCUUGGUGUCCACAUCACCAACGAACUAUCAUGGUCCAAACACACCAAGACAGUCGUGAAGAGGGCACGACAAAGCCUAUUCCCCCUCAGGAGACUAAAAAGAUUUGGCAUGGGUCCUCAGAUCCUCAAAAAAUUAUACAGCUGCACCAUCGAGAGCAUCCUGACUGGUUGCAUCACCGCCUGGUAUGGCAACUGCUUGGCCUCCGACCGCAAGGCACUACAGAGGGUAGUGCGUACGGCCCAGUACAUCACUGGGGCAAAGCUUCCUGCCUUCCAGGACCUCUAUACCAGGCGGUGUCAGAGGAAGGCCCUCAAAAUUGUCAAAGACUCCAGCCACCCUAGUCAUAGACUGUUCUCUCUGCUACCGCACGGCAAGCGGUACCGGAGUGCCAAGUCUAGGUCCAAAAGACUUCUCAACAGCUUCUACCCCCAAGCCAUAAGACUCCUGAACAGCUAAUCAUGGCUACCCAGACUAUUUGCACUGCCCCCCCACCCCAUCCUUUUUACGCUGCUGCUACUCUGUUAAGUAUUUAUGCACAGUCACUUUAACUCUACCCACAUGUACAUAUUACCUCAACUACCUCAACUAGCCGGUGCCCCCGCCCAUUGACUCUGCAACGGUACCCCCCUGUAUAUAUAGCCUCCCUACUGUCACUUUAUUUUACUUCUGCUCUUUUUUUUCUCAACACUUUUUUUUGUUGUUGUUUUAUUUUUACUUUUUUUGUUUAAAAUAAAUGCACUGUUGGUUAAGGGCUGUAAGUAAGCAUUUCACUGUAAUGUCUGCACCUGUUGUAUUCGGCGCAUGUGACCAAUAACAUUUGAUUUGAUUUGAUUUGAUUCAGGAAAGUAUUCAGACCCCUUGACUUUUUCCACAUUUUGUUAUGUUACAGCCUUAUUCUAAAAUUGAUUAAAUUGUUUUUUAUUUCCUAAUCAAUCUGCACACAAUACUCCAUAAUGACAAAGCAUUUUUUCUUUUGCAAAUUUAUAAAAAACAGAAAUAUCACAUUUACAUAAUUAUUCAGACCCUUUACACAGUACCUUCUUGAAGCACCUUUAACAGAGAUUACAGCCUUUAGUCUUUUUGGGUAUGACGCUACAAGCUUGGCACACGUGUAUUUGGGGAGUUUCUCCCAUUCUUCUCUGCAGAUCUUCUCAAGCUCUGUCAGGUUGGAUGGGGAGCAUCGCUGCACAGCUAUUUUCAGGUCUCUCCAGAGAUGUUUGAUCGGGUUCAAGUCUGGGCUCUGGCUGAGCCACUCACUCAAGGACAUUCAGAGACUUGUCCCGAAGCCACUCCUGCGUUGUCUUGGCUGUGUGCUUAGAGUCGUUGUCCUGUUGGAAGGUGAACCUUCGCCCCAGUCUGAGGUCCUGAGCGCUCUGGAGCAGGUUUCCAUCAAGUAUCUCUCUGUACUUUGCUCCAUUAAUCUUUCCCUCGAUCCUGACUAGUCUCCUUGUCCCUGCCGCUGUAAAACAUCCCCACAGCAUGAUGCUGCCACCACCAUGCUUCACCGUAGGGAUGGUGCCAGGUUUCCUCCAGACGUGACGCUUGGCAUUCAGGUCAAAGAGUUAAAUCUUGGUUUCAUCAGACCAGAGAAUCUUGUUUCUCAUGGUCUGAGAGUCCUUUAGGUGCCUUUUGGCAAACUCCAAGUGGGCUGUCAUGUGCCUUUUACUGAGGAGUGGCUUCCGUCUGACCACUCUACCAUAAAGGCCUGAUUGCUGAGUGCUGCAGAGAUGGUUGUCCUUCUGGAAGGUUCUCCCAUCCCCACAGAGGAACUCUGGAGCUCUGUCAGUGACCAUCAGGUUCUUCACCUCCCUGACCAAGGCCCUUCUCCCCCGAUUGCUUAGUUUGGCCUGGCGGCCAGCUCUAGGAAGAGUCUUGGUGUUUCCAAACUUCUUCCAUUUAAGAAUGAUGGAGGCCACUGUGUUCUUGGGGUCCUUCAAUGCUGCAGACAUUUUUUGGUAUCCUUCCCCAGAUCUGUGCCUCGACACAAUCCUCUCUUGGAUCUCUACGGACAAUUCCUUCGACCUCAUGGCAUGGUGUGUGCCUUUCCAAAUCAUGUCCAAUCUAUUGAAUUUAUCACAGGUGGACUCCAAUCAAGUUGUAGAAACAUCUCACGGAUGAUCAAUGGAAACAGGAUGCACCUGAGCUCAAUUUCGAGUCUCAUAGCAAAGGGUCUGAAUACUUAUGUAAAUAAGGUCUUGUUUUCCUGUUUUCCCUCUCUCUCUCUUGCUCGAGAGAUCUAUCCGCUCUGAGCUCAUCGCUCUCUAUCACUCGCCGGAGCGUCCCCACCUCCGAAAGAGGAGAGAAGACGAGAGAGAAGCGAGAGAGACGAGAAAAGCGAGAGAGAGCGAGAGAGAGAGAGAGGAGCAGGAGGGAGAGCGAGAACAAAAGAGCAGAGAGAGAGAGAGGAGCGAAAAAAAAAAAGAAAAAAAAAAAAGAGAAAGAAAAAAAAAGAGAAGAGAGAGAAAAGAAAGAGAGAGAGAGAACAGAAAGAGAGAGAGGAGAGAGAACAGAAAGAGAGAGAGAGAGAGAGAGAAGAGAAAAAAAAAGAAGAAGAGAGGAGAGAGAAAAAGCGAGAAGCGAGGAGAGAGUAUAGAGGAGAGAGAGAAAAAAGAGAGAGAGAGAGACUUUAAGAACCCACCCACCCCCACCCCCCCCUUCCUCUCUCCCCCUCUCUAUCUGCUUCUUCUCAUCUCUGGUUUUUCCUCCCUCCCUCCCUCCCUCCCUCCCUCCCCCCUGUCCCCCUGUCUUUCUCUCCUCUGUUCUGUCUAUGCUAUUCUGCUGAUUCUAGAACCACACUGUCUUACUUACUGCUCCAUGGGGACUCUAACCCUGCUUGUCCCUGAGUGAUGUAAGUUCUUGUUUAUUUCCUGGUUCUCUGACCUAUAACCUCACGGCCGGGGGUCACAGGGUUACCAUGGACCCCUCCUCAUCUCACCUCACCCCCGCCCCCAUCAGCCAAUCACAGCAUGCCUCACAGGUCAACGACGUCGGUGGAGUCAGUGGUAUUGUAGCUGCGUUAUUAUUAUCAUCCACAUCUGUCUGUGUAGAUGUCUGCAUGAUCUAAUAUGGUAUUUCAUAUGUAAUGAUUCAUAUUCACAAAAUCAACUCCAGUGACCCAAAGAGUCAUCCGUUUUCUGUCCAUAUCUGGCUGGAUACUGUACGUCUGUCAGUGUGUUCUGCUGUAGAAGAACCAGUACUGAAAGGUUUAGUGAUGGUUUACUGUUAUAUAUAUAAAACGUAGGUGAGCUGAUUUCAAAUAACCUAGAAAACAAAACAAAGCCAUCUUCUAGAUGUGAAAACCGUCUCUAACCCCUGAGGUGGCCACAGAGAGAGAGAUGACUCUGUUGGACAUCACUGUUGGAUCCAUCCACACCACAACAACAACAACAGGUUUGAUGGUAGACGAUCUAACAUAAAAAUAGAGAAAGAAAAUCACACGCUCCAACUAUGCUCCCAAACAUUAAUAUUAUAUUAAAUAGCAAACCAAUGGUUUGGCACACAAUGUCUUCUAUGUUUGUAUAGUUUACUCUCCGUUAGUCAACACCUCUACAAAACAUUUUUGGGUGUGCGCCAGCUUCUUUCUUUCACUAGACUAUCUAACGUACAGUAACACGGUUUCUAAUAGGUCUUCUGCUCUGUCUGCGACUGUGGCUGCUGUUUUGAACCCUACUGUUCCUUGCAUUACUGUGUUGCUUUCCAUCUCUCUUCCUUUACAGUUCUCUCACCACCUUUUCCUUCUCUCACACUAACAACCUGUCUAAAGCUCAUUGGCGAAGACAGCUCUUUUAACGCGUGUGAGUGGGUAUGUGUUCUCAUGAUUGCGUGACGUCUGCUUGUGUUUCAAAUGAACUGAAUCUUCCGGAGGGGGUCAUUGACGUGGUUGCAUGCUUUAGCGGUCCGAGUCGAUGUGGUGAAACUGAAAUCAAACAUUGUGUGGUCAACAUUAUGCUGUUUUCACUGUGCAAUCUGGUCAACCUCUCGUACGCUUACAUGGUGCAUGCAGAAUGGUAGCGCUAUCCUUUGAUGUCAUGUACUGUCAUUCCGUGGGUUAUACUUGUCAUUCCGUGGGUAAUACCUGUCAUUCCGUGGGUUAUACAUGUCAUCCGUGGGUAUACCUGUCAUUCCGUGGGUUUAUACCUGUCAUUCCGUGGGUUAUACCUGUCAUUCCGUGGGUUGUACCUGUCAUUCCGUGGGUUUAUACCUGUCAUUUCCGUGGGUUAUACCUGUCAUUCCGUGGGUUAUACCUGUCAUUCCGUGGGUUAUACCUGUCAUUCCGUGGGUUAUACCUGUCAUUCCGUGGGUUAUACCUGUCAUUCCGUGGGUUUACACUGUCAUUCCGUGGGUUUAUACCUGUCAUUCCGUGGGUUAUACCUGUCAUUCCGUGGGUUAUACCUGUCAUUCCGUGGGUUAUACCUGUCAUUCCGUGGGUUAUACCUGUCAUUCCGUGGGUUAUACCUGUCAUUCCGUGGGUUAUACCUGUCAUUCCGUGGGUUAUACCUGUCAUUCCGUGGGUUAUACCUGUCAUUCCGUGGGUUAUACCUGUCAUUCGUGGGUAAUACCUGUCAUUCCGUGGGUUAUACCUGUCAUUCCGUGGGUAAUACCUGUCAUUCCGUGGGUAAUACCUGUCAUUCCGUGGGUUAUACCUGUCAUUCCGUGGUUAUACCUGUCAUUCCGUGGGUUAUACCUGUCAUUCCGUGGGUUAUACCUGUCAUUCCGUGGGUUAUACCUGUCAUUCCGUGGGUUAUACCUGUCAUUCCGUGGGUUAUACCUGUCAUUCCGUGGGUUAUACCUGUCAUUCCGUGGGUUAUACCUGUCAUUCCGUGGGUUAUACCUGUCAUUCCGUGGGUUAUACCUGUCAUUCCGUGGGUUAGGCUAUAUAACAACAGGUCCAAGUUUUUUUUAUUGUUUUUAUUUUUUAUUUUAACCUUUAUUUAACCUUUAUUUAACGAGGCAAGUCAGUUAAGAACACAUUCUUAUUUACAAUGACGGCCUACACCGGCCAAACCCGGACGACGCUGGGCCAAUCAUGCGUUUUUCUCACUGUUCAAAUAAACCUACCAUUAAAAUUAUAGACUGAUCAUGUCUUUGUCAGUGGGCAAACGUACAAAAUCAGCAGAGGAUCAAAUACUUUUUUCCCUCACUGUGUACUGUGGUCAUUAUUUGCUUUCCUGUUUUAGUCACACUUACCUUUGUUCAUACUUCUUUUCCUCUGUCUUGGGUUAUGCCUUUUUUAAAUUAUUAAAAUAAUCAUCAUUAAAAGACGUUGAAUAUAGGAAGCUAUUUUGUCUCCCUCUCUCUCUAACAUCUACUUCCUCCUCUCCUGAAGGACCUCCCUCGUUCCCCGGUGGCUCCACCCCUGGAGUCGUGUUUCCUGCGUCCGGCGAGGCCAGCCAACCGCCGUCCCCCUUCCCGCUGGGCGGCCCAUUCCCCCUCCUCCUCCCCCCGAGGCUGGCGCGAUGUCACCGAGCGGAGGUUCACCUUCCCCAUGGUGACUGGGACCACCUGUACACCGGAGCUGGACGAGACUGGAACAGGAACAGGACUGGAACCGUCGUCUUCCGCAUGA